AUGGGCAAGCGCAACAAAAGCAACAAGCGCUCGGAGUGUAGUGGAGGCAUCGAUGUCGACGAGCUUACGGAGACUUUGGACCUCUCCUUGGAGAAUGAAAAGUUGACGGAGCGACUGAUCCGCUCCAUCAAGGCUUACAGUCGCUACACUCCACACGAGCGCAUGAUUCAGCUGCAGAGUGCCAGAGGCGCGCGUCUACAGGCUGUAGCGAGGUACCUGGCUCAAACCAGCAGGAUCUUGAGACUCGCAUUGCUUGGAGGACUGACUGGAGAUACUCAAAAGCGCGGAAUUCUGCUUUACAGGCUGGUUCGCGUUGCUCGCAAGGGAGCUGCUUACUUGGGAAUGAAGAGGGCCAAAAAGUCCACGUUCAAGUCGAUUGACGAGGAGCUCACUUACCACAUGGAGCUCAGCGAGCUUGCACACAAAGCGGCCCUGGACGCCAUGCGUAGCUUUGCCACUACCUCUCAGGCGUGCUUGAAUUCACAUUGUCUUUGA
Messenger RNA from Ceraceosorus guamensis, 495 nucleotides. RefSeq lists its product as hypothetical. The record is from RefSeq and is a predicted model, not a curated record. Lineage: Eukaryota; Fungi; Basidiomycota; Exobasidiomycetes; Ceraceosorales; Ceraceosoraceae. Bases 1 to 495 code for a protein of 164 amino acids. The transcript is spliced from 3 exons.